Messenger RNA from Clonostachys byssicola, 3645 nucleotides. NCBI's taxonomy places the organism in Eukaryota, Fungi, Ascomycota, Sordariomycetes, Hypocreales, Bionectriaceae. The record is from the annotation of a GenBank genome assembly.
AUGAGUAGCUCAGAUCGCCCGGCUCUCGGCCAGAGAGCCGCUCUCGGGGCUCUUUAUGAUGCCAAACUCGACAUAUUUCACCCCGGUUCUAUUCUCACUGGCGUGCCUCCAGUUGGUGUUGUGACUGGCCGAUCUGCUGCGAAAAUCAACAACUUCGUCACAAUUGGGGGAACGUAUCGCGAGCGCCACGACGCGCUUGAUAUACAAGGCGACACCACCGCGAGCAUUCUAGCUGGUUUGAUUAAGCCACAAGGAUCAGGCGUUUAUCUCCGCAAUGCCUCGAGCGACAAACUGAUACUCUGCGGAGCGAUUCAUCAUCGUGUUUCCACCGUGCAGCGGAAACUAAACCCCAUGGCCGUGGAACCCCACAACCAUCUUGAUCUCGACUUGCUUCAAAACCGCGACAGCACCCAUGUUGUUUUCGGAAUCAACUGGGGCUUACAUACCGUCUUGGAGGUGAAACAGCACAUCUCCCAAGAUGACAACUACGAGAAUUCAAAAGAUGCAUUCGAAGCCGAUCUGACCAAGCUUUGUAAUUUAUUUGCAGCUGAAAGCCAGGGCAGCCCGAGCACUAUCUCAUCUCAGAUGAACCCCGAGUAUAAGUAUACAUUAUACAGCGAUGCGUUCGAAGAGGAAGGGCUGGUUUUGCAGACAGCGGACGAGGCCCUGCAGUUCAUCGGCCUAAUCCCCGACAGGAUCAAGCAGCGCAGCAACGGCAAAGGGUGGCCAGUAUCAUAUGCCUUGUUUCCGCUGACUAUGUUGCAUCAUUUCAUUCCGCUGCCCCAUGAGCUCCAAGUCACCUCGUCCCCCACAAGCCCCGAGUAUCUCGCCAAAUUCACCAAUCUGUUUGAUAACUACGAAAUUGCUGAAGCCAAGCUACGAGCAUACUUCGCUGAGCUGACUCGCCAUGGCCUUCACAUAUCGGAGAGCCACAUCGAAGAAGUGCGUCGGUCCAUUAAUCAGGUUGAGAAGGCGAAAACACUUGCCCAGGAGGAGUUCAAGCAGGGCCUGGUGAGCGUACGACGAGGUCAAACAGCGUCGACGACUCUUUGGGACUUAUUCGACCAGUUUGACAAUGGAGAUUUCUCCCCGAGGAAGCUGUGCGCCAUCGCGGGUCAAGAAAGCGCCAAGCUUGAUUUCAUCCAUCAUGUCGUCUCCAAUGGAGCCAUCUAUAUCGGCCACAACGGGCUCUCUUACGAGGAUGCUAUCGAUUCCCAUGCCGACGGUGGCUGCUAUGCCUUUCUCUUCAACCGAAAUGCGAUGAAAAGCCAAGAUGUCUGGAAUGACAAUUGUGCCUUACUGAUGGGGCUACUGACACGCGCCCGCCAAACAGCUACUGUCUACGUUGUAGACUGUGAUGCGACGUUCAAGUCCUUGGAUUCGGAUGCUCCUCGCAUUUGCCGCUUCCAGGAUGGCGAGGAAAGCAUCUCCGAUCUACUCGAUCAUCAGAAAUUCAUGGCCGGGAAAUCCCUCGCUCAGUACCACACGAAUGCGUUGGAUACCAGUCUAAACAACAUGCCUGUCAAACGCCGGUUCGUGAAGAUAGCAUGUCCGUGUGGCAAAUGUGAUCCCACUAGAAUUUGCGAGUGGUCUUGUUCUUUCUGUCUCGCUCCGAUUGAAUAUGGCUUCACGGACGAAUUUAUAUAUUGUGAAUGCGGACGCGCACCGUAUGAAAGCUAUCAAUUCAAAUGCAAUGGCGAUCGUCAUGGAGCUGACUACGUUCCCUAUUCUCCCAAGACUCUCGGUGGGCUACUGGGUAACUUGGACCAGUCAGACUACAUCAACAUCCUGAUUCUGGGCGAGACUGGGGUAGGGAAAUCAACCUUCAUCAACGCCUUCAUCAAUUACUUGUCCUACGAAACUCUCGAUCUCGCCAAGGCGUCUGAACAGUUGGAAACCAAUCCAAAUCAACCAAUUGAGGAGAAAAUUAUCAAAGUUGGUGGCCGUGAUGAUGAAGCAGAUGGAUCCAGGGGUGCAUCCGCAACUCAACAGACGAACGUGUAUUCAGUCAAUAUUGGUUCAGCCACAUAUAGGUUGAUCGACACUCCGGGAAUUGGCGAUACAAGGGGAAUCCAAUUUGACAAGCAGAACAUGGCAGAUAUCCUUCGCACGCUUAGCAGCUACGAGAAUCUACACGGAAUAUUGAUUCUUCUCAAGUCAAACAACGCCCGUCUGACAAUCACAUUCCGCUUUUGCGUCAAAGAAUUACUGGCACACCUCCAUCGAAGUGCUGUUGAGAACAUUGUUUUCGGAUUCACCAACACGCGAAUAUCGAAUUAUACUCCUGGAGAUACAUUCCAGCCCCUCAUGUCCCUUUUGGAACAACACUCUGACAUGGGAUUGACAUUGUCGAAUUCAACAAUAUACUGCUUUGACUCGGAAAGCUUCCGAUAUUUGGCAGCUUAUAAAAAGGGAUGCCUUCUCCCCAACGAGGAGGAUUUCCGUCGCAGCUGGGAGCACUCGAGAAUGGAAUCAGUGCGGCUUGUCGACUACUUCAAAACCAGAAAGCCUCAUAGUGUCGUGAGCACUCUUAGCCUGAAUGGCGCUCGUCAACUGAUCAUGGAGCUGACAAAGCCCAUGGCUGAAAUCUCUAAGUUGAUUAGAGAGAACAUCACCGCGCUGGAAGACAAGCAACAGCAGCUGCUGGACACGAGGCUGACUGGCGAUAAUCUCCGUAAAAGACUUCAGCUUGACAAAAUUCAGUUCGAAAGUCACAAACUUGACAAACCUCGAACAGUUUGCAAAAAUGCGACAUGUUGUGACUUUAAGGACAGCGGCAAGGGAGACGGCGAGACGGUCACCAUCUUCAAGUCCCACUGUCACCGGGCGUGCACUCUCAAUAAAGUGAAGCAGGAUGUGGUUGCGCACCCGAAUCUGAUCCGCUGCGUCGCUUUCCGUGGCAGUGAUCAUUGUCAGAGGUGCAAACAUCAUUGGCAGGAACAUAUGCAUGUCCUAUAUGAGCUUGAACAAGUCACUGUUCAGGUGACUGACACGGAGAUCCAGAGACAAUUGCAAGACAAUGCUGGAGAUGUGACGCUGCGCCAAACUGGCAUCGCGGAGGCAUCAAAUCUUAUUGGAGAAUACAAAUCAGAGCACACGCAAAUCCAAGAAGCUGCAGCUCGAUUUGGGCUAUGCCUCAAGGCGUGGGCUUUGACACCAAUCAACGAUGCAACCGAGGAUUAUAUCAACAUGCUCAUUCAAGACGAACAGUCUAAGAUCGAAGCUGGUAGACAGCUAGGACACAAUGUGGACGUCAACAAAAAACGUCUCGAGGGCCUAAAAGAAGACAAACAGGCACACUUGGAGCUCGUCAAUACACUGACCAAACAUAUGCUUGCUCCACGGAACGAGAAAGAGCAACUACUCGAUGAAAAGGGCGUCGAGCAGCUCGUUGCCGGGCUCUAUGGCCUCCCGCACUUCGGCCAGAAUCUUGAAGCGGUGAAAAACACAAUCACGUCCGCCCAUGAAUCCACAUACAGAGAAAGGCCUUAUCGUAUUGGCGGAAGAUCGGGAGUGGGAUUUGGAGCUUGGCGUUCCAAGUCUCAACAAGCGUUGGCUCGUACUAUCAAGACAGGACAGAAAAGGUCUCCGCCUGAGGUGAAGACCGAAGACGGCCACCGGAAACGGCGGUUCUGGCCCUUUUAG